AUGGAUCUCGGUCGAGUUCUUGGAUCGGCCACGAAACGAGUUCUCGAUGGCGCUCAAUCUACCUUGUUCUGGGGCGCACAGAUUGUGCCUACAGAGAUCGCCCGGAAACUGGUGCUCUCUUCCUUGAAAGGCAUAACGAAAGGAUAUUUGGUGGUCUGCACUUCAGACGGCAUGGAGUGGACAUUCGGGUCCAUCAAAACCGGCCCAAGUGCCAUGAUUACUGUCCACGAUGCCAAAUUUUGGUAUCGAAUUUUGAUAUCUGCUGAUAUUGGAUUCGCGGACUCGUUCAUGCUCAAGGAAAUCACGACGUCCGAUUUAAAGGCAGUAUUUCAGAUCUUCAUCCUCAACCGCACCCACCUCUCCAACUUCACGACUCCCACAUCCACCAUCUUCGCCACCCUCUCGAACCUCCUCCUCCGCACCACCGACACCAACACCGUCAACCGCACCGCCCUCAACGUGGCCGCCCACUACGACCUCUCCAACGACAUGUUCGCCGCCUUUCUGUCCCCGGACAUGACCUAUUCCAGCCCAAUCUAUCUCCCGCGCUCCCAUCCCGACUACGCCCACGACACUCUCGAACAAGCCCAGUAUCGCAAACUUGACCGCCUGAUCCAAGCCAUCCACCUGCAACCGACAGACCACUUACUCGAAUUCGGAACCGGAUGGGGCAGCAUGGCGAUUCGUGCCGCUAGUACAACCGGCUGUCGCGUGACGAGCAUCACGCUCUCCGUGCGACAGAAAGAGGAAGCAGAUCGUCGAAUCGAGGAGAUGGGGUUGUGUGAUAAGAUCACCGUGCUGCUGUGCGAUUAUCGAAGUCUACCGGUACCCGAGGUGCCGUAUGACAAGUUCAUCGCGAUCGAGAUGUUCGAGGCGAAUCUCAAUGAGGAUUUAGAGGUGAUUUGGGGGGUGGUUGAUCGGAUGCUGAAGAAGGAGGGAGGGAUUGCUUGUGUGCAGACGGUCAUGAUGCCUGAAUCGCGGUAUAGGAAUCAGUUCCCCAAGGGUGAGGGAUUUAUCCCCCGUUAUAUCUUCCCAGGCGGCCACAACGCCAGCCUCACCCGAUUCCUAGAAGCCGUCAACAACGGCACCAAGCACAUGCUGAGCCUAGAAUCUCUGUACGAAUACGAUGCGCACUACGCUCGCGCCCUGGCAGAAUGGCGACAGAAUUUCACAGACAAUUACGAAACGCAGAUCGCGCCGGCGCUGCGGAGGGAGUACUCACUCUCCGACGAGGAAAUAGAGCUGUUCCGGUUGAAGUAUAUUUAUUAUUUCACUUACACGGAGGUCGGAUUUAGUGAGAAGGUGCUGCACAUUAUGCAGAUGGUGUUUGCGAGGGAGGGGACGAAGGAGGUGUUGGAGGAUGUUUAG
Aspergillus affinis is the source of this 1368-nucleotide messenger RNA. RefSeq names its product cyclopropane-fatty-acyl-phospholipid synthase. The transcript is spliced from 6 exons. Bases 1 to 1368 code for a protein of 455 amino acids. The record is from RefSeq and is a predicted model, not a curated record. Gene Ontology annotation, biological process: lipid biosynthetic process. NCBI's taxonomy places the organism in Eukaryota, Fungi, Ascomycota, Eurotiomycetes, Eurotiales, Aspergillaceae.